AUGGAACAAAUAGAUUUAGCAAAUCACCUUUUACUUUUCAAUAGUGAGUUGGAGACUUUGGUUAAACUAAAUGAUAGUUACUCUCAAGAUCUGAAAUCAAGUGAACAAUCACUACAAAUCACAAAGGAGUUACUUGAUAAAGAGAUUGAUAAGAACAACAAACUAAUCAAUCAACUUGAACACUACAAACAACAAUUGGAUAAUGGAAACAGCAACAAUAUUAGUAAUAGUAAUAAUAAUAUUUCCAAUUAUUCACAUGAUCAAGUGGAACAAGCAAAUCACUCAAUAAAUACAAACAACUUUCAAAACAUUGAAAUUAAUCAACAACAACAACCAGCUAGCAAUAAUAACAAUAGCUAUAAUUAUAAAGAAGAGAGCGGAGAAGAAGUUGAAAUACUAAAAGAUCGUUAUAAUAAUGUUUAUUCAGAGUUGACAAAUUCAUUGCUAAAGAUAGAGUCGUUGGAGAUUGCCUAUAGUGACUUGGAUAAAUCGUUGAAUGAACGAUCCGAAGGUUCGAAACAAACGAUUGCCAGAUUGGAGAGCGAGUUGAGUGUGGCGCUGGCGCAGUUGGCGGUUAAGGACAACGAGUUGAGCGAGAUGCAUAGAAUGCAUGCACAAGAGAGUUCCGCACAGUCACGUGACCUCAUAGAGAGUUACCACAAGAUGAAGGAGGAAUACGAGAGUAUGAUUGAACAGAUCAACAGUGAGCACAACACCGCUUUGGAACGAAUGAACGCACAGAGCACCGAGAAAUCCAGUCAGGUGACCGAUCAGCUGAGUCGGGUGCAGUCGGACAACAGCGAGUUGCAGAAACGAAUCGAUCAGCUGCAACAGGAUCUCGAGAAGUUCAAGGAUGACUGUGAAUUCCUGACGAUUGAGAAUCAGCAGAACACCAGGGAUUUGGAGCAGUCGAAGGAGGUGAACAGACAGUGGAAGGAGAAAUUCGAUAAGGUUGGCGAUGAACGCGCGGAAAUCGAGAGAUUGGCGAAUGACAAUUUGGAGGAGGUGAAGCGUUCGGCCGCCAAAGAGAAGUUGGCAGCGGAUGAGCAGUGUCAAAAGUUGAGAGAACAGUUGGAGCUGGCCGGUCAACUUAGAGAAGACGAGAUUACAAAGCGAUUGGCUGAUUCACUGGAUAAGUUGGAACAGCAAAAGAAUAAGGAGAUCGAGGUGUACAAGGGUGGUGCUGUCGAGAUAGUAAGACUGACGGAACAACUCGAACAAUCACAGAAACAACUACAACAAACCAAUCAACAAUAUCAACAGCUACAAAACAAUUUCAAACAAAUGGAGAACAACGCACAACUACGAAUCGAAGCAUUACAAACUGAUAAGGAUUCACUUGAAAAUCAAUUGGAUCAACUUGGAAAUCGAAUUAAAAUAAUGGAUCAACAAAUUAUAUUAUUAGAAAAUAAUAGAAAUAACAAAAAUGAUAAUAAUAAUAAUAAUAAUGAUAAAGAAGAAAGCAGUAGUAAUAAUAGUAAUGAUAAUAAUAUAGAUAAUAAUGAAAUGACAAUUAAAUAUAAUGAAUUAUUUGGUGAAUUUAAAAAGUUAAAAGAUAGUUUGGUGGAAAAAGAUAAGGAUAUUAAUGUUUUAGAGGAUAACUAUAAAGAUAGAAUAGAGUAUCUGGAACAAUCGAUAAGAGAAAAAGAUAGACAACUACAGCUGGGAGUACACAAUAAUCAAAACCAACGAGAAACAAUUAAAUUGGACGAGCGUGUAAAGUCAUUGGUUCAGAGAACACUCAAAUCCAAUCGUAGAAAGUAUAAUGAAUCACAAUCGAUUUACAAACUAUCGGAUCAACGUUACAUUGUAAAUUCAACACCAGUAGAAAUAACCAUAGAUGAAAAUGAUAAACUUUUAGCGAAACAAAGCGGAGCAUUAGUUUCAGUACCUUUGGAAUCAUAUUUUGUAAAACAAGAACCAUUUGUAACCUGGGAGAGAGUUUUGGCCAUUCUAUUAGGAUUUUUCUUUGCAUUCUACCUUUUUGUGAAAGUUUAUCCCUUCCAAAUUAGUAAAGAUAAUUAA
Heterostelium album PN500 is the source of this 2025-nucleotide messenger RNA. RefSeq lists its product as uncharacterized. The record is from RefSeq and is a predicted model, not a curated record. The coding region runs from base 1 to 2025 and encodes 674 amino acids. Lineage: Eukaryota; Evosea; Eumycetozoa; Acytosteliales; Acytosteliaceae. The transcript is spliced from 3 exons.